Messenger RNA from Rhagoletis zephyria (snowberry fruit fly), 454 nucleotides. RefSeq lists its product as uncharacterized. The record is from RefSeq and is a predicted model, not a curated record. NCBI's taxonomy places the organism in Eukaryota, Metazoa, Arthropoda, Insecta, Diptera, Tephritidae.
CAGUGCCGCCUCUGUUGCCGCUAUCAUCCGCUGCGCUUCUGCCGCGCAUUUCUAGCCAUGACGUCUGACGAACGAUAUGAGUCCGCGCGCAUACAUCAAUACUGUAUAAAUUGCCUGGCGACGUCGCACUCAACCGGCGCUUGCAACUCAGCCGACAGCUGUCACCGGUGUGGGAAAGCCCACCACACACUACUGCAUCGCUCCACGACAUCGCCGCCUGAGCGCAACCGCCGUGAUGACUCGAGCAAACUAGUCCGCCGUAGACGACCAUCGCUCGCCAGCCGAGUUGUCAAAAAACCAGCCAAGCAAACCCAGGGUGGCCGCAAUCUCGCUCACCGACGCAUCCGCGAGUUAUUUCACCUAGCACCGGUGCAGGCGGGCCGGCAUGUCGAGGACAUGGGUAACCUCAUCGACUUCAACGACUAGAUUAUAUGAAUUUGUUAUUUAAUCGGCG